AUGUUUUAUUCUUUAUUUCUUAUUUGUUUAUUAAUCAAUAUUGAUUAUACACAAAAUACUCAAUGUUCAUUUUUAAAUAGUAAAUUAAAUAAAUUUGGAAUUCAUAUAAACAUAUAUGAAAAAGAUUUUAUUGGUUUAACAUUAUGUCAAAAUUUAAUAAAUAAUUAUUGUUGUCCACAAAUUUAUGAAGAUAAAAUACAGAAUGCAACAAUAAUUGAACUUUAUCAAUUAUUUGAUUUCUAUUCAAUUAAUUUAUAUGAAUUAUUAAAACAAAUAACUUUUCAAUUAAAUGAAACAAUUAUAAAAUUAAUUGAAUCAUCACGAAAUGAAACACAUUCUAUUUUUAAAUAUAAUUAUAAAACUAUUUAUAAUUAUUAUCGUUCAUCAAUUGAUUUAUUUUUUAAUAAAUUAUUACUUAUAUCAUAUAAAAAUUAUCAAUAUGAUAUUAAAAAUAAUAUUGAAGAAUUACUUCGUAAUAUUCUUCGUAUAACAAUAAUGUUAAAUAAUUAUAAUCAUAAUAAUAAUAAUAAUAAUAAAAAUAAACCGAUUUUAUCAUCAUAUUUAUUGUGCCUAUGGAGAAAUCAUCCAUUUGGUAAUCGACAAUAUUUAAUUGUUAAUCAAUUAGAAAUGAAUUUAGGAAAAUUAUUUCAUUUAAAUGAAUUAUUUAAAUUAAGUAAUGAACUUAUUCAAGUUAUGCCAACGAGUGUUACGACAGAUAAUCAUUGUAUUGAUUCAUAUAUGCAAUUGUCAUAUUGUAACUUAUGUUCUGGACGAAAAGAAUUACCUUGUUUAUCAAACUGUAUAAAUAUUAUUGAAAGUUGUCUCAUAAAUAUCUCUUUAAUUAAUGAUGUAUGGAUAAAUUUUAUUGAUUCUAUUGAAAAUAAUGCAUAUUUUAAUGGAAUUGAAAAGGCUUUAUCAUCUAUUGGUAAAUCUAUCUCCGAUGCUCUUAUGACCCUUUUUAAUUCUGAUGGAGUACAAAACAAGGAUGAAUAUAGUAAUUCAUUAUCUAUACUUGAUCAACAACUUAGAUAUAUGAGACAAUCAUUACAAAUCUAUAGAUCAUUUUGGUUAAUAUUACCAGAACAAAUAUGUAAAUCUAAUGGACAUUCUAUUUCAACUCAGAAAACAUGUUGGACAGGAACUUCAAUUUCUCUUGAUGACAAACAAUCGAUACGAACUACUUAUGAUAAACCAUUAAGUUUACGUUUACAAAGAAUAUUAAAAGAAAUGAAAGAGAAAUCACAAAUGAUUAGCAAUAUACAACGCAUAACAACAGGAAUAAAUAUCUCAACAACAACAGCUAGAAAUUCUUUAUUAAUCGAUGGAUUAAAAUUAAAUUUAACUGAUGAUUUUGAUGAUUAUCCAGAUGAUAAUGAAUUUGAUUAUGCUGAUUAUGCAUAUGAAGAUUCAAUCGAUGAAUUAUCUUCAUCAAUACAAACAACAAGUUCAACAACUUUACAAUCAUCAAGUAUUUCUGUUUAUGAUGAUCUAUUUAUUGAUGAUAUAAAUACUGUUUCAUAUUAUGAUUAUGGUGAACAAGAUGCAUAUAGUGAUGAUGAAAUAGAUGAAACAUAUACACAAAAAUUAUCUUCGAGUUCUACAGUAUCAACAAUAACAACUAUAGUUAAAAUUCCAUCAUAUCAUCAACGACAACCUGUUAUUUGGAAUAUUAAUAUUGAUGAUGAUUUUCAUAAAAAAUCACAACAACAAUAUAACAGUAGUUUUUCUCAUAAUUAUUCACUUCUUUUAUUAUUAUCAUUAUUAAUAUUUAUUCUCAAAUAG
Molecule: messenger RNA, 1782 nt
Organism: Rotaria sp. Silwood1
Lineage: Eukaryota; Metazoa; Rotifera; Eurotatoria; Philodinida; Philodinidae
Source: the annotation of a GenBank genome assembly